This is a messenger RNA of Symsagittifera roscoffensis, 1183 nucleotides long. RefSeq lists its product as uncharacterized. Lineage: Eukaryota; Metazoa; Xenacoelomorpha; Acoela; Convolutidae. The transcript is spliced from 5 exons. The coding region runs from base 591 to 1076 and encodes 161 amino acids. The record is from RefSeq and is a predicted model, not a curated record.
UUGGGCCUAACAAAGCAACGUAUAUGCUUGUGCAUGGCCUUGUUCCAUUCAUAAAAUCCGAGAUCACCAAAAAGUUUUGGGGUAAGCGGUUUGCCAUACACCUAGACGAGUCUUCUUACAACGGUUUGGAGAAAACUUGACAUUUUCAAGGACAAAUCAGGAAUAAGUGAAGUAUUUGCAUACUAUUUCAGAUGACGAUGAUGACAAAAUUCAAACUGACUGGGGUAAAUGCAAUGAAGUGCAGCUGAAAGUACUUCUUCGAAGAUACCAGAAAUUUUUUGGGUCUCCGAUAACGCAAACAAUUUACGUGUUACAGGAUAAACUGGAGUCAUUGAGCAACAACGGAACAUUUUAUUCCAACCUUGAAAUGUUAACUUUGAGUUAAAAUUUAGAUGUUGUGAAGAUGAAAGACAAGUUGCCACAUUAGCGGUUGUGUUUGGGUCUUUUUCGCUUAUUGAACUGUUCAAGCAAAUCAAAGUGGGAUCGCUUUCUGAGGUGUAUUUGCUUUGCUAGUACACCUGAAAAGCUUGUCGAAGAGCUCCAGAAAAAGAUAGCUGAACUGGAACUAGAGAAAACAGCUGUUGUUGAACAUGCCGAUGCUAUAUCUGCAAGAUAUGCGUGACAACGGGAAGUGUCCGCCCAGUGAACGUCUGUGGACCAGAGUGGACCAGAACUGCAGCUGGUAUGCAGAAUACAUGCACUUUGGCAACACGCCAGUCACUGUAACAUCGGCCAGGAAAUCGUGCAAGGAGUUUGGAGGCGUUCUGGCCGCUCCCGACGAAGACAAGGAAAUUCAGUGCAUACUUGAGCUGGCGCCGGAUUCUCUGCUGGAUUUCUGGACUGCGUGGACAGAUGAGAAGCGGGAAGGAAUAUACAGGGCCUAUAUGCACCCACCAGGGCAUUCUUACUUGACAAACAAUUUUGCCCACUGGUCUCUGGGGGAGCCGGAAGUAAAUCCAGACAAGGCAGACAGAGAAGACUGUUUGUACUUCCAGAGGUCAACUAAGGGAUUCGCCGACACACCUUGUGCGGAUUCGAGGAAGUUCGUCUGUGUGAUUUACGAAGACGACUAUUGAUACAAUUAGAACUGUAGGUUCUUCAAAUAAAUGACGAACAAUGACUAGAAUCAAAAUGAACUAAAAUAAAUUGUAGAGAAAGGCUGAAUAACAUGAUAGUAUAUUAA